Messenger RNA from Nicotiana tabacum (common tobacco), 709 nucleotides. The record is from RefSeq and is a predicted model, not a curated record. Lineage: Eukaryota; Viridiplantae; Streptophyta; Magnoliopsida; Solanales; Solanaceae.
GCUGCAGCUAAAAUCAUGAUGAAAAAGAAAAAGGGACGAAUCAUCAACAUAUCUUCUGUUGUUGGUUUAGUUGGCAAUGCCGGGCAAGCCAACUACAGUGCUGCUAAAGCAGGAGUGAUUGGCUUAACCAAGAGUGUUGCAAAAGAAUAUGCCAGCAGGAAUAUUACUGUUAAUGCCGUUGCCCCUGGAUUUAUUGCUUCUGAUAUGACUGCCAAGCUAAAUGAAGACAUUGAAAAGAAAAUUUUGCAAAGCGUUCCCUUAGGACGCUACGGUCAACCGGAAGAAGUUGCUGGACUAGUGGAAUUCCUGGCACUGAAUCCUGCAGCUAGCUACAUUACGGGACAGGUUUUGACCAUUGAUGGUGGGAUGGUUAUGUAGAAGUUUAGAAAAUCCGUAUUUUGUUUGCUCACAAAGAAGAAUUGAAAGGGUGAUUAUUUAGGUUCCACCGGGGCUGUAGCCUCAUUCUAUGCCUGAGGAAAAGGAACUUAUUAAUUUAGUGGUAGGAGAUGGCCGGACAUACUGUUUUCUGCAUUUUCUCCUCUUCUUUUUCCAUUUUGCUGGCUGAGGAAGCAUUUUUUGGAAAUUUUGAAACAGGGUUUUAAUUUUUGUUUUGGUUCCUAUACCAGAGUUUUAAAACCUAAAAUGCUGUUAUUGCUUGAAUGUUGAUGUAUGUUUUGGCAAUAUUGGUGUACUUCCUUUGGUCAAAUCA